Numida meleagris (helmeted guineafowl) is the source of this 3337-nucleotide messenger RNA. RefSeq names its product potassium voltage-gated channel subfamily A member 6-like. Gene Ontology annotation, biological process: potassium ion transmembrane transport; protein homooligomerization. Gene Ontology annotation, cellular component: voltage-gated potassium channel complex; membrane. Gene Ontology annotation, molecular function: delayed rectifier potassium channel activity; protein binding. The record is from RefSeq and is a predicted model, not a curated record. NCBI's taxonomy places the organism in Eukaryota, Metazoa, Chordata, Aves, Galliformes, Numididae.
UCUGCUCGCUUUCAGAUGCCAGUUGUGACAUGGAUCAGCCAAGCUCGUAGUCCCCAGUCUCGCUCCCCUUCCCGCGUGUGUGUGCGCGCGCGCGGCGGGGAAGACAACCGCUGCGCGGCGCAAAGCACGCCGGCCCGAGCGCCAGGACCGCGAAUAGGACCGGGGCAGAAGGAGGGGCCGCUGGGGGAGCCGCCGGGCAGGCGCAGAGCGGGAGAGGCGCAACAGGCGGGGCGGUGGGCGGCUCGGCAGUGGGGUGCGGAUGACGGACGGCGCUGCCCGCUGAAGGAGAGGUGGGGUUGCAGGCUGAGCGGCGGCAUGCGGGCGGAGGAGCCGCCGGCACUGGCGGCCCCGCAGGCGGGCGGUGGCGAGGUGGAGCCGACCAGCGAGGAGCAGGGUGGCAGCGGCUGCUGCAGCAGCGAGCGGCUGGUGAUCAACAUCUCUGGGCUGCGCUUCGAGACACAGCUGCGGACCCUCUCCAUCUUCCCUGACACGCUGCUGGGCGACCCAAGCCGCCGGGUGCACUAUUUCGACCCCCUCCGCAACGAGUACUUCUUUGACCGCAACCGACCUAGCUUCGACGCCAUCCUCUACUACUACCAGUCUGGAGGGCGGCUGCGACGGCCAGUCCAUGUGCCCCUCGACAUCUUCCUGGAGGAGAUCCGCUUCUACCAGCUGGGCCAGGAGGCCAUUGAGACCUUCCGGGAGGAUGAGGGUUUCAUUCAGGAGGAGGAGAAGCCCCUGCCUGAGCACCACUUCCAGCGCCAAGUCUGGCUGCUCUUUGAGUACCCUGAGAGCUCUGGACCAGCCCGUGCCAUCGCCAUUGUCUCUGUGCUGGUGAUCCUCAUCUCCAUUGUCAUCUUCUGCCUGGAGACCCUGCCUGAGUUUCGCCAGGAGCCCAAGGUUACCCAGCCUGGCUUCAGGGAGCAGGCCGUGCUUGAUGACAACAUGCUGCUGCCUCCACCACCACCAAGCGGGACCCCCCAGCCUCCACAGUCCACUGCUGGUGCUGGCCCUUUCUUCACUGACCCUUUUUUCCUCAUCGAGACUCUAUGCAUCAUCUGGUUCUCCUUUGAGCUUCUUGUGCGUUUUUUCACCUGCCCCAGCAAGCCUGACUUCUCUCGCAACAUUAUGAACAUCAUUGACAUUGUGGCAAUCAUCCCCUACUUCAUCACCCUGGGCACAGAGCUGGCUCAGCAGCAGCAGCAGAAGCAGCAGUCUGGGAGUAGCAGCAACAAUGGGGGCCAACAGCAAGCCAUGUCCUUGGCCAUCCUCAGAGUCAUCCGACUGGUCAGGGUAUUCAGGAUCUUCAAGCUCUCCAGGCACUCCAAAGGGCUACAGAUCUUGGGGAAGACCCUCCAGGCCAGCAUGAGGGAACUAGGUCUCCUCAUCUUCUUUCUCUUUAUUGGGGUGAUCCUCUUUUCUAGUGCCGUAUACUUUGCAGAGACCGAUGACCCUGACUCAUUGUUCACCAGCAUUCCUGAUGCUUUUUGGUGGGCAGUGGUGUCUAUGACCACUGUGGGCUAUGGGGACAUGUAUCCCAUGACAAUUGGUGGCAAGAUUGUGGGUUCCCUGUGUGCCAUUGCGGGUGUGCUCACCAUUGCUCUGCCUGUGCCUGUCAUCGUGUCCAACUUCAACUACUUUUACCAUCGAGAGACUGAUCAUGAAGAGCAGUACCAGUACACCCAUGUCACCUGUGGCCAGCAGGAGUCACCCUUCUCUGAGCCCAAGAAGGGGAACAGUAAUCAGUCUCUCAGCAAAUCUGAAUUUUUGGAAGUGGAAGAGCUGGAGUCCAUGAAAUAUUCCAACUUCAUUCCCCCCAGUAAUCAGGGUUAUAAAGAGAAGAAACUGCUGACAGAAGUGUGAUCAGUUUUGUUAUCCUGGGUCCAGGCACAGAGCUGCAAGCUGCUGCACAACCGUCUUCGCACUAGCAGUUGGAUAUAUUCAGCAUUUACAUACCAGACUGUGAAUUGUGAUACCGUAAACAGAGUCAUUGUGAUAAUGGGCUCUUCUGUCCUGAUUUGCUGUUUCUCAUUAUUGUGUGCAGUCAGAAAUGUUCUUGCUUUAUUCUGUAGAGUGCUAGCUGUCAUUCCCUGCUCCCUGAUGAGUGUCUUUUCCUUUUUUUGAAGACCACUGUAAUCCAAUUUUAGCUCAGAAGCCUUAUCUUUCUACUCCACUAGCAAAGAAGUCCUUGCAACAAUUUCAGCUGAAGGAUUCUGCAAGGAGUAAGUAGUUAAAGGGGCUAUGAACAUCUGGCUCAAGCUGUACGCUUGGUUCCUGUGCCAGCUUGGUUCCCUUGGCUGUGGGAUCAGUCACGCCUGCCAUGCCAUUGCCUUUGAAUAAUGGAAAUGCUGUAGCUAGCCUCACAGUGAGUUCUGCAGCUGUAGAGAAAAGUCAGCAAACAGAUGCCUUUCUUCUUUGCAACACUUGGCUUGCAGAAGAUCCUCUUGUUUUAUGUUUCCAAAAAGUUGCAUAGAUAUAAAAGCUCUUUGCUACUUCGUAUAUGCAUUUAUCAUAAGUUAGCAAAAUAAUUUGACAGGCUUGUUGAAGAUUCUCUGUGUUUUGAUCUUAUUUCAGCCUUAUUUGUGCCAGUGUCCUGAUGUUAAUUGGCUUUUAUAGUACCAAGUUAACCUUUGUAGUGGUGCCUUCUCACUUUUGAGAAAAUUCAUUUGUUAUCUCCUCAAUUUAUCUGCACACAGCAGUGUUUAACGAGAUGUACUUUAUGCUUCAGCUACCCAGUUCUGUAUUGAGGCAUGUGAACACAGUUGACUCCACUGCAUUUUAAUUGAAGUGUUUCUGUAGCUGAGGAAAGUUUGCAUGUUGGUAUUUUGUUGACAUUGCCAAGAAACACAACCACCUGUGCUGUCUGAAAAUUCCAGUGAUAUAGUGGGUCACAGUCAUAAAUUACCCCUGGGUAAAUGUAUCAGCAUUAGAGACUGGCCCUUACACAAGCUUCCCUUAGACAUCUGCGCAAACUCAAUAGCAUACCCCAGAACUUUCAAAUGAGAGGAUAAAGAGGUAGCCUUGAAGAGGUAUUUUUACUUUAUUACUGAUUCAGCCAGUUCUGGGUAUUUCUUUAAUAGAAGGCACAGAAAUUAUUUUUGCAUGUACUAGGUUUUAUGAGAGCAACUUACAGUAGCAAUGCAAAAUACAUUCCUUGGCCUGCAGUGCUGGGCCUGUCAAGGGACCAGAGAUUUGCAUUUUAAGAUGCAUGCUUUUCUUCCCAGAUCAUAUUUAUCUCUGCCUAUUCCCAAUUGUAAAAUGUUUCAAAUGCUGCUUGAGGAUGAAAAGGGGAAACAAAUACUUUUAGUUUCUACUGGUAAAUUUUCAUGCAAACGCA